UCGCAAGUGGGAUUGUGAAAAAGUUGUGGGGGGUCCAUGUGGUCAAUGGAGUGGUUCUCCUGCCUGACCAUGAGAACCCAACUGUCUUCAAUGCCUAUACGUGGUUCCCCUACAGUGAUGGUAACUGUGGUACCAACUUCAGUCAAAUUAAAUUAAUCGACUCUUGUUCUUUUGGUCGGAGUACCAAAGUCAAUUGGUACCCCCCUAAAAUCCCCAACCGGUUCAAUCAAUGUACCAUCAGAGUACGCAUGGUCCAAUGGCCACCAUUUGUUAUAAACAUACCAAAUGGUUCCCGGAGUGGUCCCCCACGUGGUUCCCGUGGUAUUGAAAUCAGUCUCCUUGACUUGGUCGCCGAAUUUGCAAACGUCCGCAUGUUGUACCACCAUGACCAAGUACCAGAUAAUUGGGGCAAUGUUUAUGAUAAUGGUACCAUCACUGGAAAUUUAAAGUAUUUGUACCAAGAAAUCGACGAUAUUGCUAUUGGUGCUUAUGCUAAAAACAUGAAACGAUCCCUUUUUUUUGACGAUGUUUUGUACCACCACUACGAGAAGUUAAUUUUUUGUGUUCCAUUUAAGACACUUAACUCGAAAUUGGAAAGUUUGGCCGGGAUUAUGGGUUUUGGAGCGUUGGUAUUGACCUUUGUUUUUUACCUUAUGGUUACCAUAAUGUCAUGGUUGGUGAGUCGUCAUGAUUACACCCAUUAUCAAAAAAUUGACACGUGUGCCGUUGAAACGUACCAGAUUUUACUAGGUUUGUCGGUUAGUUUGCAACCUAGAAGUACCAAAGUUAGGUUUUUCAUCGCCAUGUUGAUUAUUUAUAGUUUCUAUGUGGUUACAGCCUAUCAGACGUUACUAGUCAGUGCAUUGGCUAAUAGUAGUACCAAACAGGAAAUCAGUACCAUUGACGAAAUCCUAGCCCGUGGUUUGGAUAUUUAUGGACUUAAAACAAACACGAGGUACUUUAAUAGUGAUG
Molecule: messenger RNA, 972 nt
Organism: Tribolium madens (black flour beetle)
Lineage: Eukaryota; Metazoa; Arthropoda; Insecta; Coleoptera; Tenebrionidae
Exons: 1
Source: RefSeq, a predicted model, not a curated record